UCCUCACUCACUCGGCAAGCCAACUUUACUUUGCUCUGCUCAAAGAUAGGAGAGAGAGGUUGGAAAUGGAGGGGAAGGAGGAGGAUGUGAGGGUUGGGGCGAACAGGUUCUCGGAGAGGCAGCCGAUCGGCACCGCGGCGCAGGACAAGGACUACAAGGAGCAACCCCCCGCGCCGUUGUUCGAGCCUGGCGAGCUCAGUUCCUGGUCCUUCUACCGGGCGGGGAUCGCGGAGUUCAUGGCCACCUUCCUCUUCCUCUACAUCACCGUGCUCACCGUCAUGGGCGUCGUCAAGUCCAGCUCCAGGUGCUCCACCGUCGGCAUCCAGGGCAUCGCUUGGGCCUUCGGGGGCAUGAUCUUUGCCCUAGUCUACUGCACUGCAGGAAUUUCAGGUGGGCAUAUAAAUCCAGCAGUGACCUUUGGGUUGUUCUUGGCAAGGAAGUUGUCCUUCACUAGGGCAGUGUUCUACAUGGUGAUGCAGUGCUUGGGGGCCAUCUGUGGGGCAGGGGUUGUGAAGGGAUUUCAGAAGGGGGUGUAUGAGAGCAAUGGAGGGGGCGCAAAUGUGGUGGCUGUUGGCUACACCAAAGGGGAUGGCCUAGGGGCUGAGAUUGUCGGCACCUUCAUCCUCGUCUACACUGUCUUCUCUGCCACUGAUGCCAAGAGAAAUGCCAGGGACUCUCAUGUGCCUAUCCUUGCUCCCUUACCAAUUGGUUUCGCUGUCUUCCUUGUUCAUCUGGCCACCAUCCCCAUCACCGGCACCGGCAUCAACCCUGCAAGGAGCCUUGGGGCUGCGAUCAUCUACAACAAGAAGCACGCAUGGGAUGACCAUUGGAUUUUCUGGGUUGGCCCUUUCAUUGGAGCUGCUCUUGCUGCCUUGUACCACCAAGUUGUCAUCAGGGCAAUUCCAUUCAAGAACAGGCCUUGAGUUUUCUUCUUCCCCAAAGGAAAAACUCUCUUGGCCUUUUUGUUGUUGUAACAACCCUCCUAAUCUUUCCUCUGUCCUUUGAUCAUCCAUGGUGAUGUGUAUUGCAAGCUUCGGCAAGAUAUGAUUGAAUAAAUUAUAGGAGGUGUUCAUGUGAUGUAUCCUCCAUUAGCCA
Messenger RNA from Zingiber officinale, 1095 nucleotides. Its product is annotated as probable aquaporin PIP1-2. Gene Ontology annotation, molecular function: water channel activity. The record is from RefSeq and is a predicted model, not a curated record. NCBI's taxonomy places the organism in Eukaryota, Viridiplantae, Streptophyta, Magnoliopsida, Zingiberales, Zingiberaceae. The transcript is spliced from 4 exons. Gene Ontology annotation, cellular component: plasma membrane; plasmodesma; vacuole. Gene Ontology annotation, biological process: response to water deprivation; transmembrane transport. The coding region runs from base 66 to 923 and encodes 285 amino acids.